Molecule: messenger RNA, 5160 nt
Organism: Selaginella moellendorffii
Lineage: Eukaryota; Viridiplantae; Streptophyta; Lycopodiopsida; Selaginellales; Selaginellaceae
Exons: 36
Coding region: 19-4929 (1636 amino acids)
Biological process (GO): tRNA methylation
Molecular function (GO): tRNA (guanine) methyltransferase activity; RNA binding
Source: RefSeq, a predicted model, not a curated record
GUUUUGGAGCUCGGAGCUAUGUCGACGAGCGUCCCAGUGGCGCUCGCGAGCGCCAUGAGGACAAUGCCAGCGCCUGCGAUGCCUGGAGUGAUCGAUGCCUUGCUGCUGGUGACUGGAGCGUCGUCAUCGGUGGUGUUUCGCGAUCUCCUGAGGAUUCUCGAGCUCCAGGAAAUUAUAGAGCUCUUCGAAGCUUUCAAGGCAGCGGCGCUACAUCUCUUGUUGUUGUCAGAAGAUGCUUCAGACGUUCUCGAUGAAUUGGUUCGUGCCGUGUGUCUUCCAUUGCUUUCCACAGAUUCUACAAAGGGAUCUCGACUUUUCGCUGAAGCGAUUGCUAUAAAGUGUAACUGGGACUAUGCCUUAGCUACAUUGGUUCCAAGUUGCUCACGAGCUAUGUCCGCUGCUCUAGAUGGAAAAGAAGCCGUGGUGAAUGGUGCCCAGGUUGUUCUAUCUUUGCCAGCCACUUGCCAGGUCGUGAGUCAGCUGCUCCUCGUUGCGAGCGACGUGAUGGUCAACGAUUUUUGUGCGAGCAUGAUGGAUCAGUUUUGGUCUCCAUGUCUCCGGUUAUUGUCGGAGUCUAUGGACGACUCACUCCGAAGCUUGGUCUUGCAAACAUUACUGCCUUCUCUUUUGAGAGCCUGCAAACUCUGUCAGCUGAAAAGUGGCCUGGACAAUGUUUGGCAAUGCUGUCAGGUUUUGCUCUCUUCGAACAAGUCCCAGCGCCGGGACGCAUACAGAAUUCUUAGCAUGAUUGAUGACUUCGGAGACUUGGGAAUAAGGGAACCACAAAUUUGGGACGAACUUCGCGCUGGACUUGUAGAUGGCGAUUCUCUGACAAGGAAAAGAGCACUACACGUGCUGAAGCAUUUCUUGAAGUCCGUUGAGGUUCUGAUGGGCAACAAUAGCACUGCAGAGUCUGUGGAAGCAUCCCGAAAAAAUGGCUCAAAACGUGAACAAUGGGCCAAUGAAGAAGCGAAAUCUUUAGGAGUGGAGUCCUGGAGCUCAGAAGUGUUGCUCAUGAGUGAAUGUCAACAAUGGACAUCCUUCCUUCUCCUGUAUGACACACUUGAAGAGUAUGGUAUUCAUCUUGUCGAGGCUGCAUGGGAAAAGCAGAUAAUUGCGCUCGUACAAAGUGUUUCUAUCGAGGAGAAAACUCUUGUUAAACGUUUGGAUUCACCAUGGAUUUUACUGCUUUUCGAGCGUGGAUUUAAGCAUGGAAACCCGCAAGUGAGACGGCAUGUUUUUCAAUCCUUUUUCAAAAUAGAAUGGGGCACGAAAAUCAGCAUUUCUCGUGAGUUUGUUCUUGGGCCUUUACUGUGUGCACUAAACGAUCCGGUGCACCACAAAGAUUUUGGUGUAAAUGGUAUUUAUAUAUCAAACACUGGAAAGCUAGCGAACCAAUUUUUUAGAUUCUUUACCUCUUCGAUGAAUUUUAACACUCGAGUCAACUUUGUUAUCAAUUUUUGUGACACAAUGAUUAAGGAGCCUUUGUGUCGAGCCGGAUUAAUGACCCUCACUUCAUGUGUAGAAGUUGUGGCUGCCACGGGUUUUGACAAUGCUUUGCUACAUGACUCCUGCGAGAGUACACGGUUGCUGGAUUCUUUAAGAUUCAUAGUCGAAAGCUCCAAGCAUCAUUUCAAUCCACGAUACCGUUGCCAAGUAUGUAGUUAUGCUCUCAAAGCGCUAAGCAGUCUAUUCUCCAUUACGGAGCUGGAUUUUGGCUUGCUAUCAAUUUUUCUGGGGUCAUUCCCUCGUGAAUUUCUCGCCUCGGCAGGACCACUUCGUUCCAGUUUUGAUCACUGGCUAAAGCACUCCGGAGAGAAGGGACCAGAGCAUAUAUUUAAUGGGCUCCAAUCUCAACUCGUGGCAUUUCUAAAAUGUCCUGAUAGUAAAGAGCAGUCAUAUACUAUCACCGAAGGUGAUAUCGACUCUUGGCGGGAGAUUGCUGACAGAUGGGCCAGAGUUCUGUUUAUUGGAGUUCAUACUGAGCAACAUCAAGCUGAACUGCUGCUGCUACUGGAACAGUAUGCCGCGGAUAUCUAUGGUCGGGUGUACAUGCCUGUAACAGUACCAGAAAAGGUUCUCCUAGUUCUUCAAAGCCUUAUCAGAGAAUGGGCAAUUUCUGCUACUGGUUCAUUCUUACAAGCUCGCCUGACGAACCUUUUUCGGAACAUAAUGGAUGAAUUGGUACCCUACGCAGAGAAGUCCGCAGUCGCAUUGUGGGAGUUUGAAUUGGACAGUUCAAUACAAUUAGCAGCAGCUAGUGGAAGAUUAGGCGGUCCAAGUCUGCGACGGUUGCCACCUCGGGCUGCUUUGGUUGUGGUUAAAGCGGUGUUGGCUGUGGAGACGCUUGCUGAAUGCUCGGUUUGGAUUUCUGUGAACGAUCCCAGGGGCCUCCAGGACUCCACUGGAAAGUUUUUGUGGAAAAUUUCGUGGAAACUCUUAGAAGCUUACAACGUGCAGGAGGACUUGCGAGGAGAAUUUCAGCUAGCCGGGCUGGAGGCUGUAGCAUCUCUUUGUAAAGCCUUGCCUGUUGCAAACAACAAGAGAAUGAUUCAUAAUGCGACUGAAGAAGGCCUUGCAGAAAGUUGUUCGGAUCCUGCACUGUUUGUGGACAAUCUAGUGGCAAAGCUGCUUAAAGCCUUCGAAGAUACAAAAGUGAGGCUGACCAGAAGUCGAUGCGCUGUUUUAAGCCGCCACAAGUGGUCUUGCCUAGAUGGAUUUCUUUCUCUUAAGAACUUAGGAGACGACAUCAAAAUCAUGAGUGCUAUUUCUGAACUUACGCUUCUUAGGAUAAUGCAGGAUGCUCUGGAAAGCAUUGCAAGCGCUGGUGAAGACUACGUGAUACCAAUCUUUAGGUGUGUCCGAUGGCUCUUUCACUGGGGUUUACUGGAUCUGCAAGAAGAUCCGCACCAGGUGGUGUGGGAGCUUGUUCGCUCUGGGUGGACCUGUAUUGCAGAUUGUAAUAAGCGGAAAGUAGCUCUUUUUGCAGCAUUUUUGUCAUCUUUCUUCCAUCCAAGGCUUUUCCCAAUUGCUGAUAUGCACAACACAAAUGACAAUGAAGAGGGACCUCUAAAAUGGCUUCUAGGGAGGCUGAUCGAACUCGGAUCUCGUAGUCCUCGCACGAUGCGUCUUACUGCCUUACAUGUGAGUGGGCUUUGGUUGAAAUUUCCAGAAACUACAACCUUCUACAUGAAAGAGAUACAAUUCAUGUGUUUGUACGGUGGAGAAGCCAUAGAUGAAGAGUUCGAUGGUGAAAUUUUCGACAAAGAGCCGUCAUCGCGAGAAUUUUCUGCGUUGAUAAAAAGCUCCGAUCCGGAAUUACAAGAGGCCUUUUCGAACUCUGAAAUGUUUGUCCGAGUUGCUAUAGCUAUAAUGAUGGAUAAGUUUGCGCAGCUGGUUGAGAAGGGAGCAACACAUAGUUAUGAACUUAGGAUCUCCAUUCCAGCAGUACUAAAUUGUGGCCGAAGCUUGUUGUUUCAACUUUUAAAUGCUGCUGUACAUGAUUUGGACUUGGCAAAGGAGCUCUACAAAAAAAACAGUGCACUCCACAGGCGAAAAGUGAGGCUGUGGCAGAUGCUGUGCAUAUUAACACGCUUUGUCGAUGAAUCCAUGCUGGAGGACGUGAUUUUACGUCUGGAACAAUGCGUGUAUAGGAAUAAUAUGCCCUCGGUGCGGCAGUACAUAGAAAUAUUUGCUGUUCAACUUUAUCUGCGUUUUCCGGCACUUGUGAAGGAGCAUUUAGCUCGUCGUCUUUCUGAUGUGAACAUGAAAACCCAGGCACUAUCUUCAUAUGUGUACAUAGCAGCGAAUGUUUUAAGGUUCAUAUCUCCAGAGCACAAGGAGGCCGUUUUGCAGCAUUUGCUACCCGUUGUUCUACCUCACAUGACAAGCCAUCAUCAUAACCUGCGUACUUUCACACAGGUUCUCUUUUUCCAUGUUUUCUCUAUUUAUCGGAACAAUCCAGUGUUGAGCGAAAAUUUGGGAUUGUCGUGUUUGACUAAAAUCUCUUCCUAUUUGGAGAUGAAUACGGACUGCACAAGGCUGCGGGAGUCUGUGGACCAAUUUCUUUUUAAGCUUGAGCCUUCUGCAGCUUCCAAACCCAGGGGCCUUUUCUGUAACACGGCAGAUGACGGCACGAAAAUAUUGGAAGACCGACCUUUUGAAUGCGUCCCCGUAGCCGUGCUAGAUAAGGUUGCGGAGCUCCUCAAAGAGACAAGGGAGGAGUUACGAGGGUCUAUGGCCGCUAAUGCAGUUUAUCUGAACUUUGGAGAUGAGAAAAUUGACGACAAGAUUGAAACUAAUCGCGGAGAUUACCAAAAGAAAGUCAUUCCUUACAAGGAUAAGACAGAGGAUGCAGAAGCUCGUUUGACAGAUGUGGAGUAUGAAGACAGUUUGCUCUUCUCUCUGAUUGACAAGAAGGGCAGGGAACUUGCAAAAGCUUAUGAAGGGCGUCAAGAUCUGAUAGUUGUAGCGUCUUUAGUCGAACGAAUUCCCAACUUGGCAGGCUUAGCUCGAACCUGUGAGGUGUUUAAAGCCUCUGCACUUACCGUAGCUGACAAGAAAAUACUCGAAGACAGACAGUUUAAGUUGAUCAGUGUAACGGCCGAACAGUGGGUUCCAAUCCUAGAAGUAAAGGAAGGGGCUCUAAUACGAUAUUUAGAAAGAAUGAAAGAUGAAGGUUACGCUGUACUGGGACUGGAGCAAACGGCUAAUAGUGUUGCUGUGAACAACUAUUCCUUCCCUUCGAGAGUCGUCCUAGUUCUGGGGCGAGAAAAGGAUGGGAUUCCCGUGAAUUUAAUCCAAACACUAGAUGCUUGUCUCGAAAUCCCGCAGCUAGGAAUGAUUCGCUCGUUGAACGUACAUGUAAGUGGAGCUAUUGCCGUUUGGGAAUAUACAAAGCAGCAUCUCCAAGGCGGUCCGGGCCUAUGAUAUGUCCACCACCUUUUUCGGGCGAAGGCAAGUGCCUUGUCCCUGGUGACCAUUUUGCUUGUCCUUGGAAUCUUCCACUUUUUCUUUGUUUUGGAGCGUAAAGCUUGCGUCUUUUGCAGGAAUUUCCUCUUUCUCGCGGACCAUGCGGAAUAUUUACCACCUUUUGAGCUAGCAGGCUCGGAAAUGUUGAUGAAUCAAACGACAGAUUAAAAUACUGCUGCUAUUCCACUA